Molecule: messenger RNA, 591 nt
Organism: Prorocentrum cordatum
Lineage: Eukaryota; Dinophyceae; Prorocentrales; Prorocentraceae
Source: the annotation of a GenBank genome assembly
AUGACGCCUGGCAACGGGGUGCCAGGCACCCCAGGUUUCCAGCCGUUCCUGGGCGGCAACGUGGCGGCGAUAACACCGGGCGGCUUCGGCGCGCUGCCGAUGACUCCGGGCGCGGCGCUGCACUUCGGGAGCGCGCCGGGCACGCCUGGACUGGACGCCGGCACGAGGAUGCCUGGCACCCCCGGCGGGGACGCCAGCAUGAGGAUGCCGGGCACGCCUGGCGGGGACGCCAGCAUGAGGAUACCCAGCACGCCCGGCGGGGACGCCAGCAUGAGGAUCCCCAGCACGCCCGGCGGGGACGCCGGCACGAGGAUCCCCAGCACGCCCGGCGGGGACGCCAGCAUGAGGAUACCCAGCACGCCCGGCGGGGACGCCAGCACGAGGAUCCCCACCACGCCCGGCGGGGACGCCAGCAUGAGGAUACCCAGCACGCCCCGCGCGGACGGCCCGGGAGUGCCCGCGGCCGCGCCGCAGCCAGAGGCCGCCCCGAACACCGAGGUCCUGGAGGGGGCCGAGACCCCGGGCAUGCCAGGCCCGCCUGUCUCCGAGGGCAUCCGCUCUUGGUUCAGGGACCAUCCUCUGAAGGCAUAG